Molecule: messenger RNA, 2412 nt
Organism: Melanotaenia boesemani (Boeseman's rainbowfish)
Lineage: Eukaryota; Metazoa; Chordata; Actinopteri; Atheriniformes; Melanotaeniidae
Exons: 2
Coding region: 124-1398 (424 amino acids)
Molecular function (GO): mRNA binding; metal ion binding
Source: RefSeq, a predicted model, not a curated record
CAAGGAGACUAUAUAAGCACUCGGGUGUUCCUCAUAGAGUUAAUAAAACGUCUGGACACAGGAAUCCAACCCUGAACUGUGGAUCAGAGCUGAAUUUUCUUCUUGUAGUCAAAGAGAUCCAGCAUGUCCGAAAUGCUUGAAAACAUCUUCACAGAGAAAUUUCUAAACUUGUCAAUCAACGAUGCCUUGCUCACGACUCGUUCUCAACUCAAAGCCCCGAGGCAGAAUCAGUUAAACCGCUCAGCCUCCUUCUUUUCUCCCUCCUGCCACUCUGCCUCUUCAAGCCUUAGUUUGAGCACUGAGCAUGUUAAUAGUGAUGACAGCGGUAGCUCUCCCUGGUCAUCAAACAUUUGGAGCCAAGCCCCUGUCUCCAAACAAAAUCAGCUCUCUUUCCGGCCUGACCGCUCAAUGAGCCUGACAGAGCCCAGUAGCAGCCUGCUCUCCUCUUUUGGACAACUGAACAACCUGGAGCCGUUUUCUCUGAGUCCUGCAACUACUGUGGCUCCUCCACCAGGUUUCCCUCCCUCGUCUAACCUCCCAGCCCAGGCUCCACCAGCGCUGUCUUCUAAUCGUUACAAGACUGAGCUGUGCCGUGGCUUUCAGGAGACCGGCAGUUGCAAGUAUGGUAGUAAGUGUCAGUUUGCCCAUGGUGAGGCAGAACUGCGAGGACUGUACCGUCAUCCCAAGUACAAGACAGAGCCCUGCAGAACCUUCUACAACUUUGGUUACUGUCCCUAUGGCUCACGCUGCCACUUCAUCCAUGAGGAGAAAAUCAGUGGAGGUCCGCUGUCAUCUGCCAAAUUCCAGAGGCACCCACCACCCACAGCAAUCAGUUCUCACAACCCACGCCACCAGCUUCGCCAGAGUCUCAGCUUUGCUGGGUUUAUGGGCUCGUCACGCAGCUCAUCUCCUCCAUCAUUCCCUUCAACCUUCAAUGAUCCCAACCAGGGGUUCAGCCGUGCUCCUUCUGUUUCCCCACCUCCUGCUGAUCUUCUCUCCCCAGUGUUUGGUGACUCCGUGUCACGAGAAGCAACAGUAUUCCAGUUUGGCGACCAGCAGACCCGUGCCAGCAAUGGAGACAUCCAUAACAUUCCUCUCAUCUUGGAACCAAAGGCCUCAUGCUGUGUGUGUGGCCAUGGAAAUAACUUCAACAGCAACAAUAGCAAAAUCUUCACCAGCAUGGAGGAUGGGCCACAGCAGGACAGCACUAUGCUGUUUCCUGGUGUUGGGAUCCACGGAGGGUUUGUGAAGCCUGCUGGGCUGCAACGUUUCUCCUCUGAGGACUCCCUGGAGGACAGCUACAGCAGCAGCAGCUCCAGUGGGAGUGAGUCUCCAACCUUUGAUGCUUCCGCCACCAAGAGGCUCACUGUGUUUGAGCGUCUGUCCCUGUCCGACUAAAUGGAUCCAAAGGGAAGGAACAGUGAAGCGACACUUAAGAAACAUUUCUGUUUCUGGACUUUCUUUAAAACUACUCUUCAGAACAAGAUGACACAAUAACACUUAAGAUCUUUGUAAAAAUCUAACUCUUUUUCACAAACUACUUACACUGAGAUGAUUUUUAGUACCCAAAUGUUAUCAGACUUUAUUUUUAUACUUCUAAAUAUUGUGUAGCCUAUUAGACCUUUGUAUGUGGUCUUCCAUAAGAAUUACCUCCUCUGCAGGUCUUGACAUGGCCAGAACAUAGUCUGGUUUAUUGUUAAUCUUUUGUGAUCAAAAUGGCUUAUCUUUAGUAAUAAUUAUUAAUGUCUGUGCCUUAAAGAUUUUCCCUGCCUUAUGGGCUAUUCAUUCUCUGUGCCACAAACAGUAUGUCUGAUUCAGUAGCCUUAAUCAGUGAGACCUGACAUGUGUCUAUGAUAUGCACUUUACAGCUAAUUUAAAUGGGAGAAAAUCCCAGUAGCAUUCAACCAAAGCUUCAUCUUUCACUUGGCUAUGUGUAUGUGUGUAUGCAGUGAUUGUGCGUGUGUGUAUUCAUGUGAAAGUGUCUGUGACCCAGGGUGCAAGCAAAUAUUGCAGAAGCAUUGAAGUGUGCUUAUUGAUUUGAAUAUCUGUGUCCUGGCACACUUGAUACGAUUUUGAUUUUGUGAAACGUUCUGUUAUAUUUGCAGUUAAUUGCGCCUGUUUUUGGUUUUGUUUUGUUUUCUUUGCCCCGUUUAUUGGACAGCCUGGUUCAGGGAACACCGCAGUAUUCCAUUUGGUUAUUGGUUGCCUUGUGUUGUUUAACUUAAACUAAUAUAUUUAUUAUAUUUAUUUGUGUUUAAAUAAGAAAAAAAAUGUAUUUUGUACUUUAUUUAUGAAAAAAGAUAUUUCAGACUUUUUGAGAUACCAAUGUGAGAAAAACCUGUAAAAAAAAUAGAAUCUUAUAUUUUUAAUUGUCUGAAAGGGACAAAAAUAAAUUACUGAAUAAAAACCUGA